AUGGCCAUUGUUGAUUUGAAAGCUGAUAAUAAUACUACUACGUCUCAAGGCAAUGCUACUUCUUCUUCAUUAGCUGUUGCUGAAAUUCCUUCCGGGGGAAAUGGACAAGUAAGAAACGAGACUGCUCCUUCUUAUACUAAUCAAGUUGUUAUUAACAACAAAAACAAGCAUCAAGGAAGAGGAGGAAGCGGUGGCGGCGGAGGUGGAGGAGGCUACUCAUGGGGAUGGGGAGGAGGUGGUGGCGGUGGUGGAGGUGGAAGAGGAAGAGGAGGAGGAGGAGGUGGUGGUGGUGGCGGAGGUGGUGGAGGUGGCGGGUGGGGGUGGGGAGGAGGAGGAGGAGGGGCUGGUUGGUGGAAAUGGGGUUGUGGUGGUGGUAAAGGAAGAGGAGGAAGAAGGAAGAGGAGGUUUGAUGAGGCUGAUUAUGCGGUGGGGGAGUUUGCACAGUGCAUGCGCAAAGGGCGGUGUAAAGGCAUGAGAUUAGAUUGCCCUCUUCACUGCGGAGGGCCUUGCUACUAUGACUGCCAAUAUAUGUGCAAGGCUCACUGCAAACGACGUCGUUCCUGAUUUACUCUUGUUAACGUCUACUACGGCGCCUCUAUCCAUUUGUUUCGAACAGUCACAUUAAUCCUCCACGAUUAAGAGAGACUUGCAAGCAACUAGCAUUAGUGCUCUAUCUCUCUCUCUCUCUAACUUUCCUUGUCUUUUUUUCCUUAUUGUUUUUCUAAUUUGUUUUUUUUACUUUCGUUCAACCUUGUUUUUGUUGUUGUCCAAUGUCUGCUGUAUUUGCAUGCAUGCUGUAACGACUUCAGUUAAUUUGAGGGAAAUUUUCAUUCAAUUUAUUGCAUUCUUUUAUGUCAAGUUAAUAUACUACCACAUUUAAUGAUUUUUUCACUCUCCUUUUGUCUAUUUAUAGUUUAUUUUAUUUUAUUUUUAUUAUUAAAAAUUUAGAGAGAGGGAAGGCUACCCCAUCCCAUAACAGCGGAAGUCUUAACCCUUUUUUUGUUUUUAUAUAUUAUCCACACAC
Molecule: messenger RNA, 1024 nt
Organism: Prunus persica (peach)
Lineage: Eukaryota; Viridiplantae; Streptophyta; Magnoliopsida; Rosales; Rosaceae
Product: glycine-rich RNA-binding protein 7-like
Exons: 2
Coding region: 1-564 (187 amino acids)
Source: RefSeq, a predicted model, not a curated record